AUGUUUCCUACGCUACAAUCGAAGCAAAACCAAGGAGAAAAAGAUGGCCAAAACCUUUCGUUGGAACCAUCGCUUUCAUUCGAGGCCAACACAGAAAAUUCCAUAACCGAUGACAGUAUUUCUUCCUCUGCUUCUGAAACUACUGAAAAAGUGCCUAAAUUCCAUAAUUUUAUACCUAUUCCAGUGAUCGAUCGACUCCAAUCCAAUUUGGUAAACAAGUUUGUACCCAGAACCCAUCAUGAAUCUGAGGAGGUUUCAACGGAAUUGAAGCUUGGUUUAUAUGACCCUUGGGUUAUGAAGAAGAAGAUUACGGUAAGUGAUAUUGACAGUUUGUCAAGGCUCUUGAUAGCGAAGGACUUGGUAAAGGAGCAUAUUUUGCCGCAAUGGGACACAAGCUUCAUUGAAGGCAUUAAGGAUGGGAUAGCAGUUGCUGUUUGGGAUUUUGAUACCAAGACCGAACAUCAAUUGCGCUUCAAACAGUGGUCAAGUAACGGGAGUUACGUCUUCAAUGGAAUGUGGAAUCAAGAUUUUGUGAGUAGGAGGCAACUGAAAGUAGGUGAUGAGAUUGGACUUUUUUGGGAUCAAAGCAAUUCAAGACUCAAUUUUAGCGUUCUCAACCGGGCUUCGAGCAAUUAA
This is a messenger RNA of Quercus lobata, 636 nucleotides long. Its product is annotated as B3 domain-containing protein At2g33720-like. The record is from RefSeq and is a predicted model, not a curated record. NCBI's taxonomy places the organism in Eukaryota, Viridiplantae, Streptophyta, Magnoliopsida, Fagales, Fagaceae. Gene Ontology annotation, molecular function: DNA binding. Bases 1 to 636 code for a protein of 211 amino acids. The transcript has a single exon.